ACGGGACACGAACAUUGGCUCACCCAUAAUUUAAUAAUAUUUAAUAAAACUCACAUGAAACACUUACAAGCGGCUGUGUGUGUUACUUUGCUGUCUCUCGCACUACAGUGACAGACGGAGGUUUUUGUUCCCUUGGAGUCGCCGUAGCUGGCGCUCGCGCAGUUUCCGCCCCCCUGCAACCUGAGCAGGAAGUGAGCGGAGCCAACUGACACUAAACUAUCAAAACAAACCUACAGCAUCGUUUUUUAAAACGUGCAGCAUCCCCUGCAGCUGACGGAUCCUAUCACCAUCAUCAUGGACGGUGUACCGACGCCUCUGCGGUGCUUCAAUGAGUAUCAUUCCGCAGAAAUGCUGGUGGAUGACGGGGUGGAGACGGUGACUUCAGUGGAGCAGAAAAAGGUGGAACGCAGCAUUAAAGAAGUCGUCAGUGUUUACAAGCAAAUGCACAGCUUACCACAGCCAACGUUGCUGCGGGAACAACACUACCAAUAUCUCAAGAAGGGCUUACGUCACUUAUCAGAUGCUUAUGAGUGUCUGGAUGCCAGCAGACCGUGGCUGUGCUUCUGGAUUCUUCACAGUCUGGAGUUACUGGAGGAGCCCAUUCCUACUGCUGUCGCCUCAGAUGUGUGUCAGUUUCUGUCUCGCUGUCAGAGCCCGACGGGGGGGUUCUCCGGGGGUCCGGGCCAACACGCCCACCUGGCCCCGACCUACGCUGCGGUCAACGCCCUCUGCAUCAUCGGCACAGAGGAGUCCUACAACAUUAUAGACAGGAAGAAGCUCUUAGAUUUCCUACUGUCAGUGAAGCAGCCAAAUGGCUCGUUUGUGAUGCACGUUGGAGGAGAGGUGGAUAUCAGGAGUGCGUAUUGUGCAGCUUCUGUAGCGACGCUCACAAACAUCCUCACACCCAAACUGUUCGAGGACACGGCCACCUGGAUCCUCAGUUGUCAGAACUGGGAGGGGGGUCUGAGUGGGGUCCCGGGGUUGGAGGCUCACGGCGGGUACACCUUCUGCGGCACGGCGGCCCUCGUCAUCCUGGGAAAAGAACAUAUGCUGGAUCUUAAAGCAUUGCUGCGGUGGGUGGUGAGCAGACAGAUGAGAUUUGAGGGGGGGUUUCAGGGCCGCAGCAACAAGCUGGUGGACGGCUGUUACUCUUUCUGGCAGGCUGGACUCCUGCCGCUGCUGCACAGAGCCUUGUUCAAAGAAGGAGAGUCGGAGCUGAGUCGGCAGCGCUGGAUGUUCGAGCAGCAGGCCCUGCAGGAGUACAUCCUGCUCUGCUGUCAGAACCCCGGGGGGGGGCUGGUGGAUAAACCGGGCAAAUCCAGAGACUUUUACCACACGUGUUACUGCCUGAGCGGGCUCUCCAUAGCGCAGCACUUUGGGAACAUGGACCUCCACCACGAGAUGAUCCUCGGCGAGGAGGAGAACAGAUUGGCUCCCACUCAUCCAGUUUACAACAUUUGUCCAGAGAAGGUUUCCAAAGCCCUGCAGCACUUCCACCAGCUGCCACUUCCCGAUGACAGCAGACAGGCCGGCCCCCCUGCUCCAGACCACCUUCAGUCCUAGCCCCUCCUCCUCAGUGGUGACGUCACUGUGUGUGAGCUCUGGGGAUCGAACCAGCACUCCGGUCUGACGGACGGUCGAUCCUCAGCAGGGCCGAGCGCUGGAGUUUAGGAGGAGUUUCCUGAGUGAAGCUCCAGUUUAGCCUUCAGAUGAUGCUUCGCUUGCAAUGCCUAAUGUUUUCAUUCUUUGAAAUAAAAGUGGAACUUGGUGUCAGUAUGACCCGAGUUAAUGAAACUUUA
Gymnodraco acuticeps is the source of this 1799-nucleotide messenger RNA. RefSeq names its product farnesyltransferase, CAAX box, beta (gene fntb). Gene Ontology annotation, biological process: protein farnesylation. NCBI's taxonomy places the organism in Eukaryota, Metazoa, Chordata, Actinopteri, Perciformes, Bathydraconidae. The transcript is spliced from 12 exons. The record is from RefSeq and is a predicted model, not a curated record. Gene Ontology annotation, molecular function: protein farnesyltransferase activity. The coding region runs from base 295 to 1563 and encodes 422 amino acids. Gene Ontology annotation, cellular component: protein farnesyltransferase complex.